Messenger RNA from Laccaria bicolor S238N-H82, 678 nucleotides. RefSeq lists its product as uncharacterized. The record is from RefSeq and is a predicted model, not a curated record. The coding region runs from base 1 to 678 and encodes 225 amino acids. The transcript is spliced from 3 exons. NCBI's taxonomy places the organism in Eukaryota, Fungi, Basidiomycota, Agaricomycetes, Agaricales, Hydnangiaceae.
AUGACGCUGACGAUGACCACAGAUGGGUGGGAACGACGGCGAGUGGAAAGCCCAGGUCGUCGUCUCCGUUCGCCCACCAGAUCCACCACCAUGAACGGCCCACCAUCACACCACACCAACAUCAAUGAGCGCCCACCAACGAAGACGAGUGCCCACAAAGAUGACGUGACCGCCCACAAAGACGACGUGACCGCCCACAAAGACGACGCGACUGCUCACAACACAACCGCCCACAAAACGAAGACGAAAUCAACGGCAGCCCAGCUCCACGGACGCCAAAACGAGCCAACCGCCCACAAACGAGGACCCAGAGCACCCACGCACGAAGGAUUCCGCUUGCGUGAACGGAAAUGGGCAACGACGAGCCCAGGUAAGCUCCCCUUCCCUCCAACAUUCCUCACCACCACCCCUUUAUCAUUCCCCCUCCCUUCAUUGCUCCCCCUCCCUCCCUCAAUUGUUCCCCCUCCCUCUGUUGCUCCCCCUCCCAUUUCUCCCCCUCCCUUCAUUGCUCCCCCUCCCAUUGCUUCCCCUCCAUCCAUUCCCACCCCACCCUUCACCACUCCCUCUCUCCUCCAUCACUCCUUCCCCCUCCCUCCCCCCUCACUUUCUACUACACCCUCCCCCCUCCAUCACUUCCCCCCUCCCUUAAAUAUUGAGAAUAAAACCAUGAUUACAUGA